Molecule: messenger RNA, 757 nt
Organism: Dromiciops gliroides (monito del monte)
Lineage: Eukaryota; Metazoa; Chordata; Mammalia; Microbiotheria; Microbiotheriidae
Gene: NDUFB5
Product: NADH:ubiquinone oxidoreductase subunit B5
Exons: 6
Coding region: 50-637 (195 amino acids)
Source: RefSeq, a predicted model, not a curated record
UCCGUAGCUCUCCUGGCCUCAGCGUCCUGACCGAAAGCCGGGAUCAGCCAUGGCGGCGAUGAGCCUGUUGCUGCGGGCUUCGGCCUCGGCGGCUACGAGAGCCGGCCCGGCCUUGGCCCGCCGUGGGCUCGGGCCGCAGCUGCGCCUUGGCGGCUUGCUGACCCGGAGCGUCCCGGGCACGGGUGCUGUGGCCCCAGUCCGAUAUAGUGGAGAUCAUGGGAAGAAAAUGUUUGUCAUCAAACCUUCUGAAUUUUAUGACAAGAGAUUUUUGAAGUUGUUGAGAUUUUAUUUAUUGUUGACUGGGAUUCCAGUAGCCAUUGGCAUAACAUUGGUGAAUAUAUUCAUUGGUGAAGCUGAGCUAGCAGAAAUCCCAGAAGGCUACGUUCCAGAACACUGGGAGUACUUCAAGCACCCUAUAACCAGAUGGAUUGCUCGUAAUGUUUAUGAACCUCCUGAAAAGAAUUAUGAAAGAACCAUGGCGAUUCUUCAGAUGGAAGCUGAAAAGGCUGAUCUGAGGUUAAAGUUUCGGGAAACAGAAAGACUUAUGCGAGGAAGAGGGGAUGGACCCUGGUUUCAUUACCCAACUGUUGAUAAGGAACUUGUUGAUCAAGAUCCUAAAGCAGUACCUGACUAUUAAGAUACUCAUUCUCUACAUCUAAUGUAUACUCUCUUUAGUGGGGGUUAAAUGAAGAAACGCAUACUGUAUUGUUGUUCUCUGAAUAAAAUAGCCAUUUCCCUUUUGGUCUUAUAGUUUCAA